UUUGGCACAAUCAUAAGCCCUCUCUCAACCAGUCAUGGUAUUAAAUUAAGCCUGGCCAAAGCCUGGAGAGGAUUUUACGCCGUCACCCGAAAUCUUCCCAUACCUGAUUGCGCUUCAGCUCGCUGUCGACAUGGCCGUGUAUCGAUCCCCUUCGUAUGCUGAGACGCGUAACUGUGUGGUGAAUGGAGUCAGCAGAACUGCCUUGAGCGAGUCCUCCUCUAUUUACAGUGAUUUUAAGGAACUACCUGCAAUUGACAGUGACUCCAUCAUCUGCACUCAUGAUCCAUUUAACAUAAUCGAAGAGUCUUUGGAUCAUUGUGACAACAUGCUUCAAACAAGUGACAACAAGGUACAUGUGGCCAAUAACCUCAUGGACAUGGACCAGGACCCUCGCAAACGGCUGUGUUUCGCUGAUGGGCGAAGAAAAGUGGACUAUGUGCUGGUCUACCACUACCGAAAACGUUCCUCUGUCAGGGGGUCCCCUAGUCAACAUAGACUGUCCAUCAUCUCCAAUGGUAGUUAUCCUUUAGGAGUGGAGGACAAAGACCUAGAGGGAGGGAAGGAUGAACCCGCGGAGGUGGUGGUGAACAUUGGACCAACAGACCCAGCCGAUGGGGAGAAGAUCAUGAUCCGAGAGGAGUUUGAGGGCAAAUUAAAGGACGCAGGGCUGGAAAUUGAGCGUGAUAAAGAGAACAAGGACCAUGGUCACGCCUUCAUCCGACUUCAUGCGCCUUGGCAUGUGUUGAGUAGAGAAGCAGAGUUUCUCAAGAUCAAGGUGCCCACCAAGAAGAGUUACGAGUUAAGAGAAGAUAAAGGUCUGGCUGCCACCGUGAAUGAAGUGUGGAGGAAGAUAAAUCAACCGUUUCAACCAAAUGUCCCCCACCAGGAGCAAGAGCAUAGCCGGACCAAGUUCCUCUCACACUGCUUCUCCCGGGACAAGCUCCACCUGUACAACAUAAACUCAAAGGACACGUUCUUCGACAAUGCUACAAGGAGCCGAAUAGUGUAUGAAAUCCUCAGGAGAACAGCCUGCACACGGACCUGCCAAACCAUGGGUAUCACCACGCUAAUAGCUAAUGGAGUUUAUGAUUCAGCUUUCCCGUUGCAUGAUGGAGACUUUCGGCCCACUGGGCAAGCCGAUGGAAAGAAUGACAGACAGUUGUUACAUGAUGAAUGGGCAAGAUAUGGUGCUUUUUACAAGUAUCAGCCUGUUGAUCUUAUCAGGAAGUACUUUGGGGAGAAGAUUGGUCUCUACUUUGCCUGGCUUGGUCUCUAUACUCAGCUGCUGAUCCCUGCAUCUGUGGUGGGCAUCAUUGUGUUUUUCUAUGGCUGGGCAACUGUGGAAACGAACAUACCCAGCCAGGAGAUGUGUGACGAAGAUCAGAACUUCACCAUGUGUCCCCUCUGUGAUCGGUCAUGUGACUACUGGCAUCUGAGCACAGCGUGUGGCACAGCGCGUGCCAGCCAUCUCUUUGACAACCCUGCCACCGUGUUCUUUGCCAUCUUCAUGUCCCUCUGGGCUGCAAUGUUUCUAGAGCACUGGAAGCGCAGACAGAUCAGUCUGAACUAUAGCUGGGAUCUGACAGGCAUGGAGGAGGAGGAGGAACACCCCAGACCCAAAUAUGAAACGAUACUGCUUCAGAAAAGGCAGAGGAAGAAGAAAAAUAAGAAGAGCAAAAAUGAGUCUGAGAGAGGUGUGGAAGGGAGCGGGGAGCUGGAAAAGGACAAAUGGAGACAGAGGUUACUGUCAGCCAUGGCUGCUGGGAAUCCGCCUGGACACGAGAAACUAACAUGGAGGGACAGACUGCCUGGAUAUUUAAUCAACAUUUCCUCCAUUCUCUUCAUGUUUGGAGUGACAUGCUCUGCCGUGUUCAGUGUUAUCAUUUACCGCAUCACAAUCUCCGCCCUCAUGGCGAUGAGCCCAGAUCCAGAGGUCAAGUCUAACGUGCGGGUGACCGUCACAACCACUGCUGUUAUCAUCAAUCUGGUGGCCAUUCUCAUUCUAGAUGAGAUAUACGGCAUGGUGGCUGUCUGGCUUACAGAACUGGAGAUCCCCAAAACAGAGACGAACUUUGAGGAGCGUCUGAUUCUGAAGGCUUUCCUCCUGAAGUUCAUGAAUGCUUAUGCACCCAUCUUCUACGUGGCCUUCUUCAAAGGGAGGUUUGCAGGCCGCCCUGGUGACUAUGUUUAUGUCUUCAAUGACUACCGUAUGGAAGAGUGUGCUCCUGGAGGCUGCCUGAUUGAACUCUGCAUUCAGCUCAGCAUCAUUAUGUUGGGGAAGCAGCUUAUUCAGAAUAACAUCUUCGAGAUUGGCAUUCCAAAGCUGAAGAAGCUGUGUCGCACCCUGAAGGACAAGGAACGGGCCCCAAAGGAGAUUAUGGAGCAGCCGGGUCGCCGCCAACAGUGGCACCUAGACUAUGACCUGGAGCCAUUUGACGGUCUCACACCUGAAUACAUGGAGAUGAUUAUUCAGUUUGGUUUUGUGUCACUAUUUGUGGCCUCAUUCCCACUGGCUCCACUUUUUGCCCUCCUAAACAAUGUCAUUGAGAUCCGUCUCGACGCCAAGAAGUUUGUCACAGAGCUUCGAAGGCCGGAUGCCGUGAGGGCUAAAGAUAUUGGUAUCUGGUACAACAUCCUGAGUGGUAUGGGCAAAUUCUCAGUCAUCAUCAAUGCAUUUGUCAUCUCCUUCACGUCAGAUUUUAUCCCUCGCCUGGUCUACCAGUACAUGUACAGCGAGACGGGCACCAUGCAUGGCUUCAUCAACCACACACUCUCUUACUUCAAUGUCAGCAACUUUAAAGCAGGAACAAUACCAAACAUCUCCAGUCUUGGCAAAGACAUCACAGUCUGCAGGUACAAGGACUACAGAGAACCACCAUGGUCGUCUGAGCCUUACCAAUUCUCCAAACAGUACUGGUCGGUUCUAGCGGCUCGGUUAGGCUUCGUCAUAUUGUUCCAGAACCUUGUGAUAACCAUGAGCAUGCUGGUGGCCUGGGUGAUCCCGGAUGUGCCCAAGAACAUCAGUGAGCAGCUGAAGAAGGAGAAGACCCUUCUGGUGGAUGUCUUCUUGAAUGAGGAAAAGGAGAAGCUACAGCUUAUUCAGAGUUUGUUCUCCAAAGACCUGACCCAAGAACAGCAGGAGGAGCUGCAGGUCUCAGAUCAAGCCUCUCAGCUCUUCCAGCAAACCAACCCUGGUCCGGCCCUUCCCGCACCCACCCCGGCCCCACCCCUGGCCGCCACAGCCCCUCGCACCCGACCUCGUGCGGCAAGCUUCAGCCAAUUCACCCGUCAGAUGUCCAUGUCUCCCCGCAGUGACAUCACCCAGCAUACAGCCGUGUGAGGGAGGUUGGGUGAGAGGACAGGUGUGAGUCUACCGGUGGAGUGUCUUUAAGAGUGCCUGAGCGCUGGAUUUGAGGAUUUGGAGUGGGAGGGAAGUUUGAGGCUCUGUGUUUGGAGUUUUGGGAAUAUGGUGCCCUCUUUUCCGUGGAACAAGAGAGGAUGCUCUCCUUUUGGUUACUGAACUGUAUGUUUGAAUGUCUGUCUACAGGCUCCAUGUCUGGUUUUUGAACCCUCGGAUGUCUGUUUUGAGGGACAUCUGACACAUAAACGUUGCCACAGAGCUGAGCUUCAAUAGGACCGCUUGCAGAUGCAAUCUUUCCAUAUGCGUUGGCGUUUGACAAGCACUGGAACGCGUGCGGAUGCUGGAAUCUGAUGGUCUCACAUCCAGGGGGCCACUUGAAGACCUUGGAAUGUUUUCUCCCCUGACCUGUUCUUGAUCUGGUCUUAAAUGAGUGUUUGUCGGCACAAACUCAUAGGAGUUACAUACAGACAUUGCAUAAUCUGUAAAUGCUGUCCAAAAGCAAAGUGCUUUGCACAUUGUUCAUGAGAUGUAGCAUAUAACGGCAAAUAAUAACCUUUCAUUUUCUCAGGUAACAGCAUCACUUGUAGGUUGUAUUUGUUCUAAUAAAUAUGACCGUUCUUGGUUUUAAUAAAGAGUAUGAUAUGUGUUAGUUUAAUUAAGAACACAAAUUUAACGUGCAAUGGUACUACAACGUAUUCUGUGAUCUCAAACGUGGCGGAAAUGUACUGUUUUGUCUUUUUAAAGAUCCAGCCCUCUCGUAAUGUAACACAUGAACUGAACUCCAAUGUACAAGCACAAUUAAGGCAACAUGUAAUUAAACUCACGUUUUGUCAAUCCAUAUAUUUAUGCUAUGCCUCCUGAUGUACAGGGCUGCUACAGUAGAUUCAGAUCACACAGCGUUAGCUGUAUUAAUGAUUGUGGAGCAGCUGGUCUUUUUGUGCCAUGUCAACUAUUAUCCUCCUGUGGGUUUGCCGUCACCAGUGUGGGAGGGUGGGGGCUAACUGUCAUCCAGGGAGGAAACGGGGAAGCAGGGAUGGAUGUUGUGUGCCAACAUCUGGCCAUCAAAUCAUCAUUCUCUAUGCCUCAUAGGACGUAAUACUCAUGCAGAAAAAUAAAUAUUUAAUCCCAAUUAUGCGCAGGUGGAUUUUCUUUCUUGCCCUCAAGGGCUUGUACUACAAUUCCCCGGGGUCAAUUAAUUUGUGUUCCUAACUUCUAGCAGCUGCGCAGGUUGUUUGUUAGACUAAAGGGGCGUUCACACUGUUCUAUUUCCACUGUACUUUCAAUUUGUACAUUUCAAUUUAGUUUAGUUUUUGUUAGUUUUCC
Myxocyprinus asiaticus (Chinese sucker) is the source of this 4684-nucleotide messenger RNA. Its product is annotated as anoctamin-1-like. Gene Ontology annotation, biological process: chloride transmembrane transport. Gene Ontology annotation, molecular function: protein dimerization activity; chloride channel activity. The coding region runs from base 131 to 3340 and encodes 1069 amino acids. Gene Ontology annotation, cellular component: plasma membrane. The transcript has 27 exons. Lineage: Eukaryota; Metazoa; Chordata; Actinopteri; Cypriniformes; Catostomidae. The record is from RefSeq and is a predicted model, not a curated record.